AUGCAAGGGCGCCGGGGCGCUGACACUCAGGCCGUCGCGGCCGCGGAACCCACGUUCUCCACCCCCCGCCCCCCGCCCACCAUUACCACGCUUCCCCCGGGCGGUGAGGCGCACCUCAUCCCGGCCGGCGAGCGUCCAAAGGCCGGAGGCGCCCGGCGGGACUGCCCCGGGAGCGGCACGGAGAGGAGGUCGGGGUCACCCGGGGAACGACCGCCAGAGCACAGCCUCCCCGGGCCCCCGCCGGGCCGAGACCGCGCCACCGAGGGCGACCCCCCGCCGCCCGCCCACCCGCUCCCGGCGCGGACGCCCAGCGCGUCCAUUUACCCGGGAACGCAGGGCUCCCCGCUGGCUCCCGGCCGCCAAGCUCCACUCCGGGCGCGCUCGCUCCGGCGCCGAGCCACUUCCGGGUUCAGCCCCCGGCCCCGCCCGCCCUUCCCCUGCCGUCGCCCCGCCGCCGCCGCAGCCGAGGCGGCCACCGAACACGUCAGCCGCGCGCAGCCUCGCUGCCGCCCGACACCACCCCCCCACCCAGCGCGCGGGCCUGCGCAUGUGUGCGCGCUCACCGUCCCUGCGCACGCUCCGUGA
This is a messenger RNA of Rangifer tarandus platyrhynchus (Svalbard reindeer), 585 nucleotides long. NCBI's taxonomy places the organism in Eukaryota, Metazoa, Chordata, Mammalia, Artiodactyla, Cervidae. The record is from the annotation of a GenBank genome assembly.